AUGGUUAAGUUUAACCCAAUCAUGAGUGAUAAUGAACAUAUGGAUCUUGGAACAUCGUCUGAUGCAGCUGAUCAACAGUCCUCUCAACGAUCAUCUGAUAGCAGUCAACAGUCUAUGUUAAGAAUUGCAAUUAAAACACCAAAAGAUAAAAAAGAUAUAACAAUUGCAUCGUCGUCAAAUAUUAAAGAGUUAAAAGAACUUGUUGCUCGUGAAUUUGGUACUUUGGUCGAGCAAAUUUGUCUUAUUUAUUCUGGAAAAAUUUUAAAAGAUGAUGAAGAUUUAAAGAAGCAUGAUAUUAAAGAUGGUGUUACUGUUCAUUUGGUGAUUCGUGCUCCUAAGGAUGCUCCUUCGGCAGCGACAGGCCAACAGCCCUCUGCAUCAUCUACGUCAACAGCAACAUCAGCUGCCACCGGAAAUACCUCGGCAUCAAACACGGGAGCAGCAAAUUUAAACGACUUUCCAUUUGGAUUUAAUAGCGGAGGAACUGGAGGUUUGGGAAAUUUAAAUUUUGCCAAUGCUAAUUUUCUCGAUGUACAGCAAAGGCUUCAACAAGACAUGAUGAAUAAUCCUCAAGCAAUGAGAAGACUGAUGAAUAGUCCCGUUGUUCAAAGUAUCACAAGUAAUCCCGAUUUAUUACGUUCACUACUUCUCAGUAAUCCACAAAUACGUGAUUUAAUGGAUCGUAAUCCCGAAAUUUCUCAUCUAUUAAAUAAUCCGGAUUUGUUACGUCAAACAAUGGAAUUUGCUCGUAAUCCAACAGCAUUACAAGAACUUAUGCGAAAUCAUGAUCGUGCAUUAAGCAAUUUAGAAAGUAUUCCGGGCGGUUUCAAUGCUCUUCAACGUAUAUAUCAUGAUGUACAAGAACCAAUGUAUUCAGCAGCCCAAGAACAAUUUGGCAAUAAUCCAUUCGCUCAAUUAUUAGCUGGAAAUGGAGAUAAUUCCAACACAAGGUCAGGAACAGAAAGUACUGAUCCACUACCGAAUCCGUGGGCAUCUCGCUCUGGUGCAGCGGCAUCAGCUGGUGCCAAUCGUCAAACUGCACCAUCAUCGUCGACAGCUGCUCCAAUACAAUCACCUACUGGUGGUGGACCAACUCGGCCAACAGCUGGAACAAACAGUAGUGCUAUUCCAACUGAUGCUACAGGCGGUUUAACGAAUCCAACGAUGCAAAACUAUUUUUCACAAUUAGUUCAAAAUCCUCGUCUACUUGAGAGUGUUUUGAAUGCACCGUAUAUGCAACCUUUGAUGGAAUCAUUGGCAGCUAAUCCAGAUGUUUCUCGACAAAUGAUUUUGAAUAAUCCCAUGUUUGCUAAUAAUCCAGAGAUGCGUGAACAAAUGCUAAAUGCAUUACCCGCGAUGAUGGAACAAAUGCAUAACCCCGAGGUGCAGAAUCUAAUGCAAAAUCGUGAAGCUCUUGAAGCUAUCGUUCAAGUGCAGGAAGGUUUACAACGUUUACAUACAGCUGCGCCUGGUCUUUUUCAAGCCGGUGGAUUACCAGCUGGAUUACGUUUAGGAGCUACAGGUUUAGGGACGCCGUCUACAAAUACGUCAUCUACUACACAAGCGCCAACACAGCCACCACAAUCUUCCUCGCAGUCUGCGACAUCAUCAUCAGCAGCUACACCACCCUCUAGUGAUCCAAGCAAUUAUGCUGGAGUAUUCGCCCAAAUGUUACAAAUGAUGUCAAAUCAGACAAUCAAUACAGCACCAGAACAAAGAUUUGCUGUUCAACUUGAUCAAUUAGUUUCAAUGGGUUUUACAAACAGAGAAGCCAAUUUACAAGGUACCUCUUUGGUUGCUACUAUGGGCGAUAUUAAUGCGGCAAUCGAACGUUUAUUAUCUCAAUAG
Molecule: messenger RNA, 1848 nt
Organism: Didymodactylos carnosus
Lineage: Eukaryota; Metazoa; Rotifera; Eurotatoria; Philodinida; Philodinidae
Source: the annotation of a GenBank genome assembly